GAGGUUAUAAAUGCACGGGCCACGGCCAGGCCCCACAGGAGCAGCCGCCCCGGGCACCGGAGCUGUGGGCCGUGAGGCUGGGAUGAGCGCCAGCGCGGGCGGUAGUGGCGGCUGCGGCGACAGUGGCGGCAGCAGCAGCAGCUCGCAGGCCUCCUGUGGGCCUGAGUCCUCAGGCUCUGAACUAGCCCCAGCCACACCGGCACCUCCAAUGCUUCAGGGGCUCCUGGGCUCUGACGAUGAAGAACAGGAAGACCCCAAGGACUACUGCAAGGGUGGCUACUACCCAGUGAAGAUCGGUGACUUGUUCAAUGGGCGGUACCACGUGGUGCGAAAACUGGGCUGGGGCCACUUCUCUACCGUCUGGCUCUGCUGGGACAUCCAGCGCAAGCGCUUCGUGGCCCUAAAAGUGGUGAAGAGUGCCGGGCACUAUACUGAGACAGCUGUGGAUGAGAUCAAGCUCCUGAAAUGUGUCCGGGACAGUGACCCCAGUGACCCCAAAAGAGAGACCAUUGUUCAGCUCAUCGAUGACUUCAGGAUCUCAGGGGUUAACGGAGUUCAUGUGUGCAUGGUGCUGGAGGUCCUGGGCCACCAGCUCCUCAAAUGGAUCAUCAAGUCCAACUACCAGGGUCUGCCUGUGCCCUGCGUGAAGAGCAUUGUGAGGCAGGUGCUGCAUGGCCUAGACUACCUCCACACCAAAUGCAAGAUCAUCCACACGGACAUCAAGCCUGAGAACAUCCUGCUGUGUGUGGGUGAUGCCUACAUCAGGCGCCUGGCAGCAGAAGCCACAGAGUGGCAGCAGUCAGGGGCCCCACCCCCAUCCCGCUCCACAGUCAGCACUGCCCCCCAGGAGGUCUUGACUGGUAAGCUGUCCAAAAAUAAGAGGAAGAAGAUGAGGCGCAAGCGGAAACAGCAGAAGCGGCUGCUAGAGGAGCGGCUGAGGGACCUGCAGAGGCUGGAGGCCAUGGAGGCUGCAGCCCAGGCUGAGGAUUCUGGAUCAAGACUAGAGGGGGGCAGCGGCUCUACCUCCUCUUCAGGCUGCCACCCUGGGGGCACCAGGGCUGGCCCCUCCCCAGCCUCCUCCUCCCCUGCCCCUGGAGGUGACCGCAGCCUCAGCCCCAGUUCGCAGACCUCUGGCUUCUCAGGCUCUCUCUUCUCGCCGGCCUCCUGCUCCAUCCUUUCAGGCUCAUCCAAUCAGCGUGAGACUGGGGGUCUCCUGUCACCCAGCACACCAUUUGGUGCCUCAAACCUCCUGGUGAACCCCCUGGAGCCCCAAAAUGCAGACAAGAUCAAGAUCAAGAUUGCAGAUCUGGGCAACGCCUGCUGGGUGCACAAGCACUUCACUGAGGACAUCCAGACUCGGCAGUACCGGGCUGUGGAAGUACUGAUCGGUGCAGAGUAUGGCCCCCCGGCAGACAUCUGGAGCACAGCAUGCAUGGCCUUCGAGCUGGCUACCGGUGACUACCUGUUUGAGCCUCACUCAGGAGAAGACUACAGUCGUGAUGAGGACCACAUUGCUCACAUCGUGGAGCUUCUGGGAGACAUCCCCCCAGCCUUUGCCCUCUCAGGCCGUUACUCCCGAGAGUUCUUCAACAGGAGAGGAGAGCUGCGGCACAUCCACAACCUCAAGCACUGGGGUCUAUAUGAGGUGCUCAUGGAGAAGUAUGAGUGGCCCCUGGAACAGGCCACACAGUUCAGCGCCUUUCUGCUGCCCAUGAUGGAGUACAUCCCUGAAAAGCGGGCCAGUGCCGCCGACUGCCUCCAGCACCCCUGGCUCAACCCCUAGGUCCUGCUACAGCUGUGGGCAGCAGGGGUUGGGUCUGCCUCUGCCCCUAGCUCUCAGUGCCUUGAGGGAAAGCAGGGUGAUUCCCACCACCCUGCAACAGCUGCCCUCUCUUACCCUGCUGAAUGCCAGCUUUUUCACCCACCCAUGACAGGACACAGAGAUGCUCGGGUCAGGCCCAUGUCUCAGAACUUGCCUGCCCACAAUUCUGGAAGAUCCUCCGGGUGGGAAAGUAUGUGUUUCUUUCUUAAUAAAGCGUGAA
Messenger RNA from Sciurus carolinensis (gray squirrel), 2042 nucleotides. It is a transcript of the gene Srpk3, whose product is annotated as SRSF protein kinase 3. Bases 11 to 1783 code for a protein of 590 amino acids. Lineage: Eukaryota; Metazoa; Chordata; Mammalia; Rodentia; Sciuridae. Gene Ontology annotation, biological process: protein phosphorylation; spliceosomal complex assembly; regulation of mRNA processing. Gene Ontology annotation, molecular function: protein kinase activity; ATP binding. The record is from RefSeq and is a predicted model, not a curated record. The transcript has 15 exons.